Molecule: messenger RNA, 4910 nt
Organism: Oncorhynchus masou masou (cherry salmon)
Lineage: Eukaryota; Metazoa; Chordata; Actinopteri; Salmoniformes; Salmonidae
Product: calcium/calmodulin-dependent protein kinase type 1-like
Exons: 12
Coding region: 135-1301 (388 amino acids)
Biological process (GO): peptidyl-serine phosphorylation
Cellular component (GO): intracellular anatomical structure
Molecular function (GO): ATP binding; calcium/calmodulin-dependent protein kinase activity; calmodulin binding
Source: RefSeq, a predicted model, not a curated record
AGAGUGCUGUUGGAGGUGUCGAAUCCAGUUUUUCCGCGAGCGACGCGAGUCCAACAUUGGUGAAACAGUAAGAAAGGAACAACCUUUGAAAUCGUACAAAUCACAGUAUUGUAUCCAACCACCAGAAAAGAAAGAUGCCUUUGGGUGACGAUGGACAUUCUUGGAAGAAGAAAACCUCAGAUGUUAAGGAGAAUUUCGACUUCAAGGAGAUCCUGGGGACGGGGGCUUUCUCUGAGGUGGUCCUAGCGGAAGAGAAGAGGACACAGAAACUGGUGGCCAUCAAAUGCAUCCCUAAGAAAGCCCUGGAAGGCAAAGAGAACAGCAUAGAAAAUGAGAUCGCUGUCCUGCACAAGUUAAAACAUGCCAACAUUGUCUCCCUGGAGGACAUCUUUGAGAGUAAAUCUCACCUCUACCUGGUUAUGCAGCUGGUGUCUGGUGGGGAGCUGUUUGACAGGAUAGUGGAGAAGGGCUUUUACACAGAGAAAGAUGCCAGCAAACUCAUCCGGCAGAUCCUGGACGCUGUCAAAUACCUCCAUGACAUGGGCAUUGUACACCGCGACCUGAAGCCGGAGAACCUUCUGUACUACAGUAUGGAAGAGGACUCUAAGAUCAUGAUCAGUGACUUUGGCCUGUCGAAGAUCGAGGGAUCUGGAAGUGUCAUGUCCACAGCCUGCGGAACACCAGGAUACGUGGCCCCUGAAGUGUUGGCCCAGAAACCCUACAGCAAGGCGGUGGACUGUUGGUCAAUCGGUGUCAUCGCCUACAUCCUUUUGUGUGGAUACCCUCCGUUCUAUGACGAGAACGACGCCAAGCUUUUUGAGCAGAUUCUGAAGGCUGAAUAUGAGUUUGACUCUCCUUACUGGGACGAUAUCUCUGACUCAGCCAAAGACUUCAUAGUCCACUUGAUGGAGAAGGACCCCAGGAUACGCUACACAUGUGACCAGGCUCUGCAGCACCCCUGGAUCGCUGGUGACACCGCUCUAGAUAAGAACAUCCAUGAGUCUGUCAGUGCUCAGAUCAGGAAGAACUUUGCCAAGAGCAAGUGGAGGCAAGCGUUUAAUGCCACGGCGGUGGUGCGUCAUAUGAGGCGUCUGCAGCUGGGCACCAGUCAGGAGGCCGCCAGUCAGACCACCCUGCCCAGCCCUCUCAGAGCCCACCUGCUGCUGUCUGAGGCCACAGAAACAGAGGACACCACUGAGUCUCCGUGUGAGGGGGGCUGCUCCCAGAGUGCUGAUGGGGGGGCGGAGCGCGACCACCUCUCCAACUGCACCUACCGCUGCCAUCCAACCAGCCGGGUCUGAUCCCUGCACACCCAGGCCACGCGAGGCCAACCAAUGACUUUCCCAUUUACCUCUGGAGACCAGAGAACUACCUUGUCUGGCCAGAAAUACAGAGUUGUUCCAGCAACCCGCCACCAGGAGGGGCAGGCAGGUUAAGAAUCCAGGGUGGGGAGGAGGGACUCAAUGUCAACAGAGGAGGUAAUUUGAACGGAUUGGGUGAGAGCGUAGGAUGAGAUGAGAGGAUAGAGGAAAGGAAAGGAGGAGAACAUUGAGAAAGAUAGGUGUGGUGCCCAGAAUAAUCCUGGCUCAUAUAUUUUGGAAGCGGGACAGAGCUUGGACAGGGUUUUACUCAUCCUUUUAAAAUGUGCGUCUGCUUUUUAUAUCUCUGCAUUUAUGUGCAUGGUGUUUUCUAUCUUCAUUGUCUUUCCACUUUGACAGAAUCCAUGAAUGAUUUCUGCAUGAUGAGGUGACAGGUCCCCUUGCAUGUUGGCGGCAGGUGUUUUAUAGCGUGAAGAGUCUAUUGCAAAAUCGUGUAUGGUGGUAAUCGUUAUGUUAUAGUUCCUGUACUGCAUAUACACAUCUUUAUGACCUUAAUGAAUUUAGUCCUUCAGCAUUACAUUUGUAUGGCUUUGUUGUAUCUUAAUAUUCUUUUUAUAUAUAAAUGUAGCCCUAGAAGCAUUCACCUAAUACCACAUCUGGAUAAUCAAUGUGAGAAUACUCCAUCCAUUGGGCUAGUAUACAGUAGACCCAGCAUUUAGCUAGAUCUGUUCUUUCUUCUUUUUUUCUCAGCAUGGUUGUGUUUCACAACUGUAAGUUUGUGGUUGUGCUCCCACCACAGGCUUGUAACAGAAUAAGGCGUUCUGAUUUUAACAAAUUCAGCACAGGGACUUUUUCUCUAUGCUGCCUUUAGAACAGUAUCAAAUGUUUAUUUUCUGGUGGCUUUUAGAAAUCUGAAGAUACGUCUCUAUAUCUCUGCACAGUUGAAGGAGCAUUAGCGGCUGUUUAAUUUCUAUCGUUGUAUGUUUGUAUAUAUUUCAAUGUGGCAAUUCUAUCGUUAAAUACAGACUUUCACCUCGGUCCAGAUCUGUCCAGAUCGCUUUUCCAGUUGAGAAGUGUAAUACCCUGGAGAUAGACUUACAUACAUAGCCAUUCCUCUUAGUACUAGUUAAUACUUCAUUUUUUCAAGCCUUUGUAUCUGUACAGAGAGAACUUGAAUUAAAGAAUGUAAAUAUACAUCUCAUUGUCUCACCUCAUCAUUUCUUCUCUCUCACUCAUCAUAGCAAUAAGGCACAAGCAAAAGGCACAAGGGGGUGUGGUAUAUGGCCAAUAUACCGCGGCUAUGGGCUGUUUUAUGCACGACGCAACGUGGAGUGCCUGGAUACAGCCCUUAGCCGUGGUAUAUUGGCAAUACAGUAUACCACAAACCCCCGAGGGGCCUUAUUGCUUACCAAGGUAAUUAGAGUAGUAAAAAUAAACUUUUUGUCAUACACAUGAUAUACGGUCUGAUAUACCAUAGCUGUCAGCCAAUCAGCAUUCAGGGCUUGAACAACCCAGUUUAUAAGGUCAUUUAGAACGUACUUUUGAUUACCUAAAAGAGAAUGCAGGAUUUUAUAUCAAAGAAUUUCACUUUACUCAUUUGUUAUUGUUCCUUUGUUUUUUCAACAGUUCAGUUUACAUUCAAUCCAUCAUCUUCAUACGUUUACUGUACUCAAAUUAGCUGCCAUAUAAUGCUCACACUUUUAAUAAACACAUACUGACUUGAUAGAAUUCUCUGAUGAGAAGGGUACAAUGUGUUUAAAUUACCAGUCCAGUGGGUUGUAGCUCCUACUGUAAGUAAGAUUUAGGACUUCUUCACGUUCAUUUCAAUAGCCAAGUGAACAAGACUUGGAUGUGUGGCGACAUGAGACUAGAGGGUAGAGGGACAUCCUUUCUGUCCUCACUCUAGCUAGUCCAACACACAGGCAUUGACUCUACAGACCUACUUGCCAUAGCCUGCAUUGCAUUGAAAGCUAAAUGAUUGACACAAAUUUGCCUUGACGUUUACUGUUUUAGUGGCUUUUGUGUAGUGUGUUGGUUCUAAAUUCUGAUCAAUGGCUCUGCUGUUCCGCUUGUUGAUAUUGAGCUGUCACAACAUAGACCUUUUGAUUGAGUCUUGCUCUCAAUGUUGUGUACCCAAUGGUCUACUCUGGCCCCGUCAGUUAUUUUUUUAAAGAGACAUUCAUUAAACUAAGAUUAGUGCCAUUUUCAUUAAGGAAUGUCUUUCAAGUCAAAUUAGUACAGUGUUAAUGGCUAAUCACUAAAAAGGUGCCAACAUUUGGUUUCAUGAACUGAGAUUGACAUGUUGGAAACCAAUGAGACUGACUACAUGUUGAGGUCUUCCAGAUAUAGUGGAGGACAGGGACUGAUCUCUUUCUGCUCAGUGAUGUUCUGAAAAUUAAAAGAGAGGCUAACUUCUCCAACCCUAGCUUUCCCCCUGAAUGUAUCGUUUGAUUCUAUGAUUGUUUCCUUUGUUAAACUACGGUAAUAGAGUGAGUGCCAUUUGUAAAAUACAUUUAACAAUUUUAACUGUAGCCUGUGCAAUUGCUGUGUGAUGUGAUCAAAAUGUGUGAGAGAGAAUAAAACAUGUAUUGUGAAAACACUGCACAAGCUACACACAUUAAAAUACUUAUUUUUUUCUGUAUACAGUAUAGUGAAAUUAGGAAUCUUCAUACCAACAGAUGUUUUAUUUUCGAUAAAUUACGUUCACCAAAUUGGAUGCUUGACAUGUGGACACAGACAAGGGCAGUGCAAGUUGUCAUAUCUUCAAGUGUGACUAACAGUAACAAUUGUGAGUAAUUUUUUAAAAUGUAUUAUUGGCUUUAUCUUCUAUUUCAUCUCCACUAAUUUGUUUGGAUAGUGAAGUUGUUUGUGGUAGAGUGAAAAUGUCCCUAGAGUGUGUGAGGGUAGAGUGUCCGAACAAGGGUGGGCAGAUAGGAGGAGGUAGGUAACCCUCUAUGUCCACUGCCCAGGGCUUUAACCCAUUCAUUCUGAGUAGAGAGAAAUAAAGAGAGAGGGAGACUGAGAGAGGAGAAGGAGGGAUAGAGAGAGGUGAAGGAAUAGAAACAGACAGUUCUAGAGGAUAGAGUUAGGCAUAGUUUAGCAGUUUCUUGUAGCCAAAUAGUAGAUGAAGACUAGAGGUAUUUUAGAGAGAACGCUAUUGUCACAUUUGCACAUCACAAGAAGGCAUUCUAGCCUUACCUCAAGUGGUAAACGUUCUGUAUUCAAAAUGUAUAUGAAGGGCUUCACUGUAUCUAAAUAGGUGAUGGUUAUUUGAUAGCUGAUGUUUAUUUGAUGAGUUUACACAUUGACAUUUGCUUACUCCAAAUUAAAAAUCUGAACAAGUCCUUUGAUAAGAAAAGUGUAUUUAGCUUUUUAUUGGAAGUACAUUAUAUAAAUGAAAAUGUGUAUGCAUAGUGAAGUAUAUAAUAUAGUAUUUUUUUGUAAAAGCUACUAUACUAAUGCAUGGAUGCAAUGCAUCGUGAGCUAUUGAAUAUUAACUGCGGAGUAUUGUUAAGUAUCAAAGCUAAUUAUUUGUACUGUACUUUGAACUGAUUUGUAAACUGAUGGUAUAUUAAAACUACUCUGUCUAUG